UACCUCUCGGUCGAUGCUGUCAAGAGCCUAUUCGAAGUGGAUGAAGUUGAGGUGGAGAGUUGACUACCAUUCUUUACUCUGUUCUAUGAUGAUGCGUAGCGUAGAGUUGCAAUUUGAUUCCCACAUGAUUUAUUCUUCCUGAAGCCAGCCACCCUGUUCCGGUUGUAAUUUUGAAUCCAGUGCAUCGUUUAGUCUCUCUAAUAUGAUGCGCCUUAAUAUUUUGCUUGCUUUCGGGUGACUGCUGCAUGAUUCCUCGCUAUUUCUUACAAAUGCUUAUGUCUCCCUCCUUCGGGAGUUUGACAAGGUAACCCUUCUUCUAAUCAAUCCACAGGUACUUUUCCUUCCUUCCACACCUUCUGCAAUAGUGGUGUGAGCAUGUACGCUGUUGUCUCCGCGUCUGUUUUCAGUGCUUCUAGCAGAAUUUCAUCUGCUCCUUCUGCUUUGCCGGAUUUCAGCAACUUUAUGGCGUUCAGGACUUCCGCUUUUGUCGGAGGGUUCGUGUUCACGUGUAGUUCUGUGGCUGUGCUGCUGGUUAUAUUCCUGGACGAGUUGCAGGUGGUGGUCAAUUCAAGAGUUUUUUUGAAGUGGUCAGCCAACCGCUUCCUUUGUUUCUCCUUUUUGGUAACUAGCUUUCCUUCACCAUCUUUCAUUGGUUUCGUUUGCGUUGAUCUCUUCCCUUCCAGAUAGUAACCUGGCUAUUUGAUACAGUGUUGUCA
Molecule: messenger RNA, 716 nt
Organism: Heterobilharzia americana
Lineage: Eukaryota; Metazoa; Platyhelminthes; Trematoda; Strigeidida; Schistosomatidae
Source: the annotation of a GenBank genome assembly